Symbiodinium pilosum is the source of this 183-nucleotide messenger RNA. NCBI's taxonomy places the organism in Eukaryota, Dinophyceae, Suessiales, Symbiodiniaceae. The record is from the annotation of a GenBank genome assembly.
AUGUGCAGGCAUGCAUGGUUAGAAGCAGCUGUAUGCAGAAUCUGCGAUGUCAGGAACGUCGGUCUUUGGUGGUGUGACUUUCCAAAAGGCUGUUCCGUUGUCAUAUUGGGAUGUGUAUGCAUCCGGCUGGCCUAUCUUCGGUUUGAUGGCGACUGCGGCAGAAGCCGUACAGCUUCUUUGUAG